This is a messenger RNA of Chanos chanos (milkfish), 1977 nucleotides long. RefSeq names its product zinc transporter ZIP12-like. Lineage: Eukaryota; Metazoa; Chordata; Actinopteri; Gonorynchiformes; Chanidae. Gene Ontology annotation, biological process: zinc ion import across plasma membrane; intracellular monoatomic cation homeostasis. The coding region runs from base 1 to 1977 and encodes 658 amino acids. The record is from RefSeq and is a predicted model, not a curated record. Gene Ontology annotation, molecular function: monoatomic cation:bicarbonate symporter activity; zinc ion transmembrane transporter activity. The transcript is spliced from 12 exons. Gene Ontology annotation, cellular component: plasma membrane.
AUGUUAGGGGGGUGGUUGCCAUUGGUGACUGGGCAAGCAGUACUGCAGAGAGAAGAGUUAUCCAUCGUGGUGUCUAAGUUCUUCCAGGCUGUCAAGUGUCCUGAACGCACUGGUGCGACACAGCAGCUCUGUGAACAGUGUCUUGCGCCAGAGCGGCUAAUGUCGGUGUUGGAGGAUGAUGGGAAAGAUGACAUCAGUGAGGAAGACUACGGCAGAGUUUCCAUCAUGCUUAUCUACUACGUGGUUAACAUGAGGGAUCUCUGCUCCUCGGACCUCACCUCCUCCUCCACCUCCUCCUCCUCUCCUGUUUUCCUGGAUUAUUCUCACUGUCUCAGAGCUCUUUCCGGUCUCCACCCUUUGGAGGACGGAACGUUUCUCUCAGCCAAUGAGACGGAGAGUAUUUUACAGAUCAUCAAUGAGAAUUACCAACCUUCAGCAAAGGAAAAGCCUGCCUUAACACUCACAAAGUGUAUUGAUGCUGCACAUCUGAUGGAGGAAGUGGAUGUAACAGACCAUCAAGGCAUUGAUUUAUCUUCUGCAUCCCGAUUGGCUACAGCGAUUGUCAAUCAUGUACUCCGUGGCGACUGUCUGAGCAGAAGGAACCUUCCCUCGCCGUCAUUUUUCACUGACUACAUUUUUCUUUCGCUCAACCGAACCAACAGUCUGCAUGUCACUGAUCUGGAGGAGCUUCUCCACCAGCUUGGUGUGGGAGAGGUCAUGGCACCUUCCUCGCAAAAUAGGCUCCUCAAGCAAAGGACGUCAAAUCCCACUCAAAAACAGCUGGAGUUCCAGCAGCUGGAUGGCAACUGCAACCCAGAGUCCGUUACAGCUGACAAUGACUGGUCUCAGGUGUGUUUCUCAGCCAAUCAGCUUCUGGAUGCCUUUGCUUUGGAUUCCAAUUCGCCGGUUUCCAGGGAGCACUUCAGACAGAUCUGCCCUGCCGUGAUCCAGCAGUUGCUAAGCAACGCCUGUGACCAAUCAAGAUCCAAAGUUAAGGGGUCACCUCCGACCGCGAUCGAGAAGUAUGGUUACAGUACAGUGGCAGUAUUGUUGAUCACGGUGGGGUCCAUGCUGGGCAUCUGUCUCAUCUUCUUUAACUCGUGCCAGGAGACAUACGCCCUCAUCCUGCAGCUCUUCGUGGGUCUGGCAGUGGGCACUCUCUCAGGGGACGCCUUGCUCCACCUCAUACCUGAGAUCCUUGGUGUUCACGAUGAUGGUCACCAAGACGACCAUGACCUUGGAGAACAUAAGGAAUACCUAUGGAAGAUCCUGGGAAUCAUCGGUGGGAUCUAUGGCUUCUUCCUUAUCGAGAGAAUCUUCUCUCUUGUCAUGUCUUCCUAUGGACAUACCCAUUCUCAUGGAAUGCCAAUGGAGAUGAAUUGUAAUGGACAAACUCAAAGAGGGAAGUCCAUCUCCACCAUUCAGCUGGGAACAUUAGAAGAAGCUGAAUGUACAGAAAUCCAAUCAGAAGAACGCAAUGUCAGCCCAUCUCAUCAAAAGAGGAGAGGCAUUCCUCUCCUGGCUGUGAUGGUGAUCGUUGGUGACAGCCUCCAUAACUUUGCGGAUGGUCUGGUAGUGGGUGCGGCCUUCUCCUCCUCUGCUGAAACUGGCAUGGCCACAACUGUAGCCAUUCUCUGCCACGAAAUUCCCCAUGAGAUGGGUGAUUUUGCGGUGUUACUGAGCUCCGGUCUGUCCGUGAAGUGUGCAGUACUAAUGAACUUCAUCAGUGCCCUCACUGCUUUCAUGGGCCUUUACAUUGGCCUCUUCGUCUCCACGGAAACGGAGGUACAGCAGUGGAUCUUCACAGUCACCGCAGGGAUAUUCCUCUACCUUUCACUCGUGGAGAUGAUGCCUGAGAUGAGUCGGACUCAGUCUCCACGACCGUAUCUGAUGUUCUUGUUGCAAAAUAUUGGGCUUUUAAUGGGCUGGGCCUGUCUAUUGUUACUGGCUCUGUUUGAACACAAACUCACCUUUUAA